Messenger RNA from Suncus etruscus (white-toothed pygmy shrew), 2073 nucleotides. RefSeq names its product spermatogenesis associated 7 (gene SPATA7). The record is from RefSeq and is a predicted model, not a curated record. Gene Ontology annotation, cellular component: axoneme; rod photoreceptor outer segment; photoreceptor distal connecting cilium. Lineage: Eukaryota; Metazoa; Chordata; Mammalia; Eulipotyphla; Soricidae. The coding region runs from base 115 to 1935 and encodes 606 amino acids. Gene Ontology annotation, biological process: photoreceptor cell maintenance; microtubule cytoskeleton organization; protein localization to photoreceptor outer segment. The transcript is spliced from 12 exons.
CACCUGGACGCACGCACGCCCGCCGCCGUCGCCUCCUGCGCGCUCCACCUGCUUGGCGGGGGGUCCCCCCACCUGUAAACCCCCCCUCAGGUGGCUGCCAGAGGAUCUCACAGCAUGGACGGCGGCCGGAGAGUUAGAGCAACGUCUGUCCAUCCCACAUUUGAUCCUCCAUGCCUAUUUAAAGGACACUUGAGCACCAAAAGUAAUGCUUUUUGCACUGACUCCUCUUCUCUCAGACUAAGUACUCUCCACCUGGUCAAGAAUCACAUGGCUAUUCACUAUAAUAAAAUCCUUUCCGCCAAAGCUGCAAUAGACUGCUCAAUUCCAAUAAGCUUGAGUACCAGCAUCAAAUAUGCGGAUCAACAACGAAGAGAGAAACUGAAAAAGGAAUUAGCACGAUGUCAAAAGGAAUUUAAAUUAAGUAGAACUGCAGGGCAAGCAAAGUCUAAAAAUAAUUCCAGGUUAUUGUUUAGCAGUCUUGAAAAGCCCUCAGAGGGGCCACAAGAUGAGGAUGAUGCGACUGGAUCUAAUUUUAUUGAAGAACUGAAUGAAUUUUCAACCUUUACAAAGCUGCUGGGAACUUCUUCAGAGAAUUUAUGCGUAAAUCUACGUAAAUCCAGUUCAGUCUUCACAACUGGUAUGGACAAGAAGACCAGUUCCUCUCUUUCCAUCAUGGAUUACAGCAUCCCUGAGCCCAAAAAACUACAUUCUAGGAUAAAAAAUGUCAGAGUGCCCAAGAGCACAUUCCCAAACUCUCACCGCUUUCAGUUAGUUAUUUCAAAAGUAUCCAACGGCGACCUUCUGGAUAAACAUUCUGACCUCUUCUCUAACAGCCAGUUGCCAUUCACUCCCCGUACUUUAAAAUCAGAUGCAAAAUCUUUCCUGUCCCAGUAUCGAUACUAUACACCUGCCAAAAGAAAGAAGAACCUUGCAAAUCCUCAGACAGAAACUGAAACCCAGCCUGAAUUAAACAGCCUUAAAUCUGGUGCAGCUGAGAUUGAAAACACCACAGAAUCAGAACUGACCCUAAAGCAGGUACCUAAACAUCUGACAUGUGAUAAAGAAAUUGCCCAUCUACCUUUGGAUAUAAAUGACUUAAUGUGGGACAGGAUUAAGAAUGACCCGUCUCAGUAUUCCUCCAGGGCUCUAUGUCAGUAUUCCCUGAACUCUCCUUUAGAAAGAAAAAUGUUCACAGACAAAGAAGAACUGAUGUAUCUGAGUUUCAUCGAAAAUAUAACAGAGGAAAUUUUGAAAGUUGGUUUAUUUUCCAACAGGUUUUUAGAACAAUUAUUUGAGCGGCAUAUAAAACAAAAUAAACAUCAUUUGGAGGAGGAAAAAAUGCGCCAGAUGCUGCAUUUCCUAAAGGCAGAUUUAGGUUGCACAUCCAAGGAAAACUCAGUCACAAUCAAUGUUGGUAUGUCGAAUUUACCUGAUUUUGAAAAUGAUGGAAGUUCCAAGCAAAAUGAAUCUAAAAAGGAAUCAGAUCUAGAACUAGAACUGGAGCGGAAACAGUACCUGAAAGCACUGGACAUGUUACUGUCCUUGCCCAAGGAUGAGAAUGAGAUGCUCUCUGCACAAGGUGACUUUCACUUGCCCCCGCAUAAAUCCAAAUCUUCAGAAGGGGUGAUCGUUCAGCAGUUGAAUGACUGUGACCCUUCAGGGUGGGGUGAAAAACAGUCAGUGGUUCCGGACAGCCCAUUGAACCAAGAGACCUAUGUGAAAGUCAUUGAAGCCGAGAGUGACUUCGAGGAUGUCGAGAGUGACUCCAAGGAUGCCGAGACAUCACACCAGUUAUGCUGUGUCAGCACAGCACAUUCCCAGCCCCAAGUAUUCUGUGGUGUCAGUGAUGCCAACAGUCAGCUCUUGGGAGGAUCCACACUGAAAAUUGUUGAAAUAAGCACCGAGAACUGUCCUUCCACUGUUGAACACCAAUAACAACCCUGGAUGACCAGUUAUCUAGUUGAGGAUUCAUUUCACUUUUUUUUUUUUUUUUGCUUCUUUAAUAGGAUUUGUACAUUCAUUUUCUGUGCUACGUAAUAAUAAAUUGCCAUAAAUUUAGCUGUUUAAAACAAA